Sphenostylis stenocarpa is the source of this 267-nucleotide messenger RNA. NCBI's taxonomy places the organism in Eukaryota, Viridiplantae, Streptophyta, Magnoliopsida, Fabales, Fabaceae. The record is from the annotation of a GenBank genome assembly.
AUGAAUAGGAUAACGCCGUCAAAAGUCACAUUUGAGAUAUCUAGCAUAAAAAACAAUCCACACCUUUAUCUUUUGGGAUAUCCAAAGCCCAACAUCUUGAAGAAGUUUGUUUCCGGAAGCAUCCUACUUGUGCAUGGAUUGGAUACUCUAAAAAUCCAGUUCCUGUCCUGCCCCUUCAGCAAUCACAAUAACCAUGUGGCUGUUUUCUUUCAGCCUUUCCUCUGCAAACUCAAAAAAUCCACCGGGACCUUCAAGGUAAAAGGGUGA